Heterobilharzia americana is the source of this 906-nucleotide messenger RNA. The record is from the annotation of a GenBank genome assembly. NCBI's taxonomy places the organism in Eukaryota, Metazoa, Platyhelminthes, Trematoda, Strigeidida, Schistosomatidae.
AUUGGGACUUAAAAUACAUGAAAAUAUUGAUUAAUUUUCAGAAUGCGAAUGUGGGUGUUGCAUUCGUAUGUCUGUAUGCAUUCCAUGAGAAUGAAAUGUCCGUAAUAUGAUAAAAGCGACCACGUUUAAAAUAUCUGCCUUUUUACUGCUGUUAUUAUUUACUGAACAUUACAUAUGUGCCCAAACAAACUCAAUAAGCAGGCGAUUCGAGCUCACAAUGAACUUCGAGCAUUGCAUGGCUGCCCAAAAAUAAGAUAUGAUUCUAAAUUAGCCAGUGAAGCUCAAAAAUGGGCUGAACACUUAGCUAAAGUGAACUGCUUGCAGCAUAGUCAGGCAAAUGGAUAUGGUGAAAAUUUAGCCUUUCAAAUGUCUAGUGCGGGUGCAUCACUGGGUGGUCAUGAAGCAACUAGAAAUUGGUAUGAUGAAAUCAAUAAACACGAUUUUAAUGGACAGAAUCAAGCUGGAACUGGCCACUUUACGCAAGUAGUUUGGAAAUCAUCUAAAAAAGCAGGAUUUGGUGCUGCAAAAUCUAAGGAUGGAAUGAAAAUUUAUGUGGUUGGGCGUUAUAGACCAGCUGGAAAUGUGAUUGGUCAUUAUAUCGAGAAUGUACCAAAACCGAAAAAAGCUGCACCUUCAGCCGAGGAAUUUAAUAAGAAAUUUACUAGUGAAAGAAAGUGUUCCAUACUAUAAUUCAUAUUUGACGCAGGCAACCAUUUUUCAGUUUCCAGUAAUAUCAUCUUUGUAAAUUUAAGAUUUAUUUUCUGUUCAACCGGGUCUUUUAUUUGUGAAAAUUUUUAUUAUGCUUUACAUUUAAGUAAAUUUCCAUCAUUUUACUGAAUUUCUGUUAAAUUUUGCUUGUUCAGAAAAAGGAUUACAGAGGCGAAAUAAAAAUUACUUUUAAUAGAA